Molecule: messenger RNA, 267 nt
Organism: Cantharellus anzutake
Lineage: Eukaryota; Fungi; Basidiomycota; Agaricomycetes; Cantharellales; Hydnaceae
Exons: 1
Molecular function (GO): metal ion binding
Source: RefSeq, a predicted model, not a curated record
UCAUCAUCACCAACGCAGAAGAAGAGCACACCAAUGUCCAGUUAUGUGUGCCCUAUCUGUCUCUCCCCGCCUCGUAUGUCAACAUUGACGCUGUGUGGCCACAUUCUUUGCGCAUCCUGUUUAUGGGAUUCCGUACGCAGCGCUAGGGUGCGCGAGUUGGAUGGACCUGCCCCGGGUACAAACAACGCUCGAUGUCCUGUGUGUCGUGAGGAUUUGAAGGGAUGGGAUUGGAAGGGCGGGGGAGUUAUUGGGCUGGAGAUGAAGGCU